This is a messenger RNA of [Candida] anglica, 570 nucleotides long. Lineage: Eukaryota; Fungi; Ascomycota; Pichiomycetes; Serinales; Debaryomycetaceae. The record is from the annotation of a GenBank genome assembly.
AUGUCAGCUCCAUUUCUCAAUAAGUACACUUUGAGAGAAGUUGCAGCAUCAGAUUCUAAAUCAUGUUAUGUUUGUUAUAAGCCAACAGUUAAAGUGUUAAUAUCUGAUAACAAGGUUGAUUUCUUUUAUAUAUGUUCCUCGCAUUUGAAGGAUACAUCAUUUGCUAAUGCGAUACAUCCCGAAGAAUAUGAGAACAUAGUAAAGGAGAAGGCAAAGUUGAUCAUCAAGGUUACAGAUUUAGAAUCUGAGAUAUCUAAAUUGGGAUACAAUUGGGAUUUUAUAAAUAAGAUUCCAGGAUUAGGGAGUAAGGAUAAAGAUAAAGUAGAAGUUAAAGAAUCAGAUAAAAAAGAUGCCAAGACAUUACAAUUGGAGUUGAGUAAGGCAAGGACCGAAGUCGAGGAGUUUACAGCUAAAUUGAAAGAUUUCCCAUUCAAAGAAUAUAACUUAGAUCAAAACAUAUAUAGAAACCGAUUAAGAGGUCAUAUACAAGUGAAAGCCAAUCAAAAACGCCAACAAGAGCUUCUGAAACCGGGGUUCUUUCCAUCUGCACCCAGCUCCCAAUUAUCAUGA